GGAAGAUGCUGCUGCUGACGCGGGUCGUGUUGCUCUCAGCGCUCUGCGCCGCGGCGCUCGGCUGUCCCACCAUCAUCUCCCGCUCCCAGUGGGGGGCCCGGGCCCCGAGAAACAGGGUCCAUCUGAAAACCCCUGUGCCCUACGUCAUCAUCCACCACACGGCAGGGGACCGCUGCACCUCACCAGCCUUCUGCUGCUGGCAGGUCAAGGGCAUCCAGAACUACCACAUGGACAAAAGGGGCUGGUCUGACAUCGGCUACAACUUCCUGAUCAGCGAGGACGGCAGAGUCUACGAGGGCAGAGGCUGGAGCAAUGGGGCCCACGCCAAGAACUGGAACCAUAAGUCGCUGGGAUUCAGUUUCCUGGGCACCUUCUCCAGGAGAACCCCCAACGCUGCCGCCCUGAACGCUGCCAGGAGCCUGAUCCGAUUCGCCGUCUCCAAGGGCUUCCUGAGACGCAGCUACACCCUGAAGGGGCAUCGCAACGUGAGCCCGACCAGCUGCCCCGGGAACGCCCUCUACGGGGUCAUCAGCCGGUGGCCCAGGUUCCAAGCCAAACCCUGAGUCCCGGCGACCCCAGGGCAGUCCCUGCCCACAUCGCUGACCCCACCCGCAGCUUCUGCCUGCCUGAGCAGUACCUCCGCCCCCCAGCAGGGGGCAGCCUCGCGCAUCUCACCCACUGGCCUGGGAAGGACCCGUCGGGUGGUUCGCAGAGUCCCACAAAGGGGGUUUUAAUUCAAGUGCAAUUUGCCUCUAACCCAGCGCCCCUGCGGCUUAGCGCUUCCUUUGCUUGGGAGCUUCUGAGCAGUGAGA
Messenger RNA from Mauremys reevesii (Reeves's turtle), 812 nucleotides. RefSeq names its product peptidoglycan-recognition protein SC2-like. Gene Ontology annotation, molecular function: N-acetylmuramoyl-L-alanine amidase activity; zinc ion binding; peptidoglycan binding. Gene Ontology annotation, biological process: peptidoglycan catabolic process; innate immune response. The record is from RefSeq and is a predicted model, not a curated record. Lineage: Eukaryota; Metazoa; Chordata; Testudines; Geoemydidae.